Molecule: messenger RNA, 243 nt
Organism: Austrofundulus limnaeus
Lineage: Eukaryota; Metazoa; Chordata; Actinopteri; Cyprinodontiformes; Rivulidae
Product: tRNA (adenine(58)-N(1))-methyltransferase, mitochondrial
Biological process (GO): tRNA methylation
Cellular component (GO): tRNA (m1A) methyltransferase complex; mitochondrion
Molecular function (GO): tRNA (adenine(58)-N1)-methyltransferase activity
Source: RefSeq, a predicted model, not a curated record
UUCGAUGCUCUGCACUCCCAUGUCUGUGCGAACGAAUCAUUGAGGUUCCGGUCCGGGACUGGGUGGUGACCCCCACCCAGAAGAGAAAUGGAGAGUACUUCACCAUAAAAGCCCCACACUUGGAUGAAAGUCUGAGGCAAAAAGAUGAGAUAUCAGAUGAGUCUGAAGAUGAUGAUGUUGGACCAAGCUUCAGAAGUAUUCCCUACAUCGCCAGACCUCAUCCUGAACAGCAUAGUUACACAG